GCAACACUGCAUCAUAAAUGACAUACCAUUUUUCAUUUUGACUUUGACGUACAUACUUGUCUCUUUUCUAUUUACAAAUAAAUUCAUCACCAAAUCCCAGUACGUUAAUAUUUUAAAAAUGGCCGAUUAUUAUCAGGAAAUGGGAUGGAGAGAACUAGAAGAUGGCGAACAGCCUAAUCACCUUCUCCAUAUGGCCAGGUUUUUGAUUGAUUUUGGUCUUUAUGAAGAUAAUUUUACAGGCGAAUGGCCCAGAUUACCACCAGCAGCAUCAAAGGAAGCAGUCAAAAAUUUAAAAGAGUUUGUUAUAGAAAAAGAAAGUGACAAGAACUGUCCUAUAUGCUUGAAGAAAUUUCACUUGAAUGAUAAAGCUAAGGAAAUGCCAUGUCAGCAUUUAUUUCAUGAAAAAUGUAUUUUAACAUGGCUCGAUCAGACAAAUUCCUGUCCAUUUUGCCGUUUUGAAUUGCCAACGGACGAUGAAGGUUAUGAAACAUUCAAAAAAGAAAAAAAGAGAGCAGAACAAAGAAGAGAAGAUUUAGAAACUCUUCAUAAUUCCAUGUUUAGUUGAUUGUAAAAGAAUUUGUUAAUUAUUUUUAACAAAUUUAAAUAUGUACAUUGUUGUACUAGGGUAA
This is a messenger RNA of Melitaea cinxia (Glanville fritillary), 629 nucleotides long. RefSeq names its product E3 ubiquitin-protein ligase RNF181. Lineage: Eukaryota; Metazoa; Arthropoda; Insecta; Lepidoptera; Nymphalidae. Gene Ontology annotation, biological process: protein ubiquitination. The transcript is spliced from 3 exons. Gene Ontology annotation, cellular component: cytoplasm. The record is from RefSeq and is a predicted model, not a curated record. Bases 119 to 565 code for a protein of 148 amino acids. Gene Ontology annotation, molecular function: ubiquitin protein ligase activity.